AAGGUAAAUAAAAGGAGCUAUUAGAUUGGGUUAUGGAGGCACGUGCCCGUCCUUCAAGCUCAUUUUCCAUAGGAGGAACAGAAAAAAAAAAACAAGUACAUGCAAAUCUAACUAGCCAAUGGAACGUGCGGAAAGGCCAAGGUGGGCUGGGCUGUGUGGUUUCCUUGGAUACCUAGGACGCGACUUCUUUGGAGAUGGUGGAGCUUUGGAGUGAGACCCAAGUGGUCAAAACUCGUGGAGAAUAAAACUGGAGGCUUAGCAAGGAUCAGGACCAAGGCAAGAAGUAAGAACAGAAGCAAUUAAAGAUUCGUGAAAAAUGGAAGAUAGUACCACAGACACAGAACCAGAGGAAGAGGAGAGAGAAAAGGAUAAAGAAGACUUCAUUUAUGCUGUAGUACCUACAGUUAAUAUCCGAGAUGAGCGGUUUGUGGAUUUAUCUACAACUCCAGCCUUCACUUUUCUACAUCAGGUUUUUGAACUUCUUUCUCUUGCCGGAGGCGUGGUGAACUCUGCCUUGUAUAAUGUGGAUGCUGGUCACAAAGCUGUCAUUUUUUAUCGGUUUCGAGGCGUACAGGACAUUGUGGUAGGAGAAGGCACUCACUUUCUCAUCCCAUGGGUACAAAAACCGAUUAUCUUUGACUGCCGCUCUCGGCCACGAAAUGUGCUAGUAAUUACUGGCAGCAAAGAUUUACAGAACGUCAACAUAACCCUGCGCAUCCUUUUCCGGCCGGUUGCUAGCCAGCUUCCUCGCAUCUUCACCAGCAUCGGGGAGGACUAUGACGAGCGUGUGCUGCCAUCCAUCACCACAGAGAUCCUCAAGUCAGUGGUGGCUCGCUUUGAUGCUGGAGAACUAAACACGCAGAGAGAGCUGGUUUCCAGACAGGUGAGCGAUGACCUUACGGACUUAACAGAAGAAAAAAGUCUUAUAUUAAAGGAAUUUGAGAAGAUACCAAAGCCAGGGGAAAUGGAGAAAAAGUUGAAGAUACUGAAAGAAAGCAUUGAAGAAUUACGAAAAGAAGUAAUGCAAAAGAAAUUAGAAAUUAAAAGUUUACGGGAAGAUUUAGUAUCUAAACAAAAGCAGUUACUAAAAGAGCAGAAGGAGCUAGAAGAAUUAAUGGAGUUUCAGGUCACUCUAAAGGAUGAAGUGGUUCACCAUCAAGCCAUCCCUGUACAAAUUGGAAAAGAGAUAGAAAAAACAACACGCAAAAAAGUAGAAAUGGAAAAGAAAAAAUUUGUCUUAGAAUGUGAAGUCAAAGAACUAAAUGACUCUCUGAAGAAAUUUGAAACCAAACUUAAUGCUCUAGUGGAAGAGAAAGAGGAUGUAAUCAAGGAAGUUGAAGGCAAACGAGCCUUACUUGAAGUCAAAGAACGAGAAUGUAACCAGUUGGUGAAGUUAUUGGAAUUAACCAGAGAGAAUGAAACAUCUUCACUAACUGAAAGAGGGAUCCUGGAUCUCAAUUUACGGAACUGUCACAUUGACAAGCAAAACUACCAUGAUGAACUUUCUCGGAAGCAAAGAGAGAAAGAAAGAGAUAUUCGAAAUUUUAAAAAGAUGGAGCUACUCUUGAAAGUGUCCCUGGAUGCACUCACUCAGACUCAAGCACUGCAUCAAAGACUUCUUUUAGAGAUUGAAGCUAUCCCUAAAGAUGAUUCUAUAAUAGCUGACAGAAGGAGAGAACUCCACAAGGAAGUUGAACUAGCUAAAAGAAAUUUGACUCAACAGAAAAUCCUAUCAGAAGCUGAGUCUAAGUUAGUAGAACAGCAACUUGCAGAGGAAAAUAAGCUUUUAAAAGAGCAAGAAAAUAUGCGAGAGAUGGUAUUCAACCUUGUCCGUAUGACUCAAGUCAAAAUUGAUGAAAAAGAACAAAAAUCCAAGGAUUUCCUGAAAGCUCAGCAAAAAUAUACUAACAUCAUGAAGGAGAUUAAAGCAAAGGAUCUUGAAAUUAGGAUACACAAAAAGAAAAAACGUGAAAUUCAUCGAAGACUCAGACAGUUUGCUAAACUGUAUGACACUAUUCGAAAUGAAAGAAACAAAUUCAUUAACUUACUUCACAAAGCUCACCAGAAAGUAAAUGAAAUCAGAGAAAGGCAUAAAAUGUCACUAAAUGAGCUGGAAAUUUUAAGAAAUAGUGCUGUUUCUCAAGAAAGAAAACUGCAAAAUUCCAUGUUGAAGCAUGCCAACAAUGUUACCAUCAGAGAAAGCAUGCAAAACGAUGUGUGCAAAAUUGUAGUAAAGCUUCAGGAAAUGAAAGAGAAGAAAGAGGCCCAGUUAAAUAAUAUUGACAGACUUGCCAAUAUGAUCACAGUGAUUGAAGAGGAGAUGGUUCAACUUCGCAAGAAGUAUGAAAAAGCUGUUCAAAGACGAAAUGAAAGUGGUGUUCAACUGAUAGAGCGGGAAGAAGAAGUGUGCAUUUUUUAUGAAAAAAUAAAUAUCCAAGAGAAGAUGAAGCUAAAUGGAGAACUUGAAAUGCAUAUCCUAGAAGAAAAGAUUCGUUUCCUGAAACUGAACAUUUCAGAGAAGCAAAGACAGAUUCAUGUGACCCAGAAACUUCUACCAGCCAAGAGGUCCCUGGAUGCUGAUUUAGCAGUACUUCAAAUUCAGUUUUCACAGUGCACAGACAGAGUAAAACAUCUGGAGCAACAGUUUAUUAAUCCUCAUAGUAACAGAGCCCGCCUCAUUCCAGGAAAAGAUCUGACUGAAGAAGAAAUGAUUAAAAAAUUAGAUGCGCUGGAACUACAGCUGGCCAAGAAGGAAGAGAAGUUACUGGAGAAGGACUUCAUCUAUGAACAGGUCUCCCGGCUCACAGACAGACUCAGCAGCAAAACCCAGGCCAGCAAGCACGACACACUGCUCUUAGCUAAAAAGAUGAAUGGCUACCAGAAAAAAAUCAAAGAUGCUACUGAAAAAAUGAUGGCUCUAGUUGCUGAGCUGUCCAUGAAACAAGCUCUGACCAUUGAACUACAAAAGGAAGUCAGGGAGAAAGAAGACUUCAUCUUCUCUUGCAGUUCUAGGAUAGAAAAGGGCUUGCCACUCAAUAAAGAGAUUGAGACUGAAUGGUUGAAGGUACUUCGAGAUGAAAAAAUGUAUGCCUUGGCCAUCGCUGAAAAGUCUCGGGAGUUCCUGGAAAUAGAUCAUCGCCAACUGCCUGGUGGUGUUUACACAACUGCAGAGCUGCGUCCAAAUGCCUACAUUCCAGAAGCAGAGGCUACUCUUCCUUUGCCAAAACCAUAUGGUGCUUUGGCUCCUUUUAAACCCAGUGAGCCUGGGGCUAAUAUGAGGCACAUAAGGAAACCUGUUAUAAAGCCUAUUGAAAUCUGAAUAUGUGAACAAAUUCAGGCUUCUCAUGAAGGGCACUUCAACCAGGCUUGCUCAUAUCCACAGAUGGAAAAUGUCAGCAUAAUAACUCUAAAUUACAGACAACUGUAGUAACCACAAUCAAUCAGUAGUGGAGAACACACCAUAGUUUCCUUUUCGACUCAACAAAUUAUUUUACAUGAUACUGAGUAGCAUAUAGAAUUGUCAUUUGUCAUUCAACACUAUCAAAGUAUUGUUCAUGUAUUUUGUUCACUCUAGAUAUUAACUAUAUCAGACUAUGUGGUUGAGAGUUGAUAAAAUAAAUAAAAAUAAAUCAUUUUUCAAUAUUACAGAAAGUGGCAGACUGGACUUUGUUUAUUAAAGAAAAAUUACUGUUCAGUAUAGUCAACUACAAGAGAAUGGUAAUGUUUGUAAAGAAAAAUACCCCAGGUGUUGUAGAAGUAUACCAUGCUCUAGUCCAGUGUGAAAUUAAUACUGGUAAAUCUAGAUCACAUAAAAAGAAGUAGGGAGGUCAUUUUUAAAGCAAGUUUAUUAUAAUUCUAUGAAUAAGAUUUUUAUGGCAUAAAAUAAUUAUGUUCUAAUGUGUCUUUAUUAUAAAACUGCAUUUUCUACAGUGUUAAAUGGAAAAAGACAUGAUUAUUUUAAAUUCUGGCGCUAGAAUUUUCAAAAUUUCAAUGCAAAGAUGAGCAACUUUGCAUGUAAAAGAGCUGAAAAUGAGAAUAGGUCCACUCAUUUCAUCAUUAUUAACUUUUAUUGCAUCUCAUUCAAGUAUAUCUUUCUAAUUGUUGUUUUCUCAAUAUAAGAAAUACACAAGUAGAUUGGAAACCUGUGGUUUUACAUUCAUUAAUAUGCUCAAGCUAUAUUUAUUUCAUAUUGGUGUCAAUUAUGAAUUUUAUUUUACAACUCUGGGAGUAAAAAAUACAUUCCUUUAAUUUGCUAAAUCAUCAAAAUCUAUUUUAAAUCUCCAUCCUGCUAGAUUGGAAGGAAAUUAAAGUUACACAGAGGUUAAGUUUAGCAGUAUAAAGAAUGUAACAUUUAUUUUAGCAAAUCACAAAGGGAUGGACGCUUUAUUAUAAAACCUGCUAAUGGCUGUGAGAAGGAAUGUACAACCAUGUGCUAGAACAGGCAAGGAUCACAAUAUGAUGAACUUUUAAAAUCUGACCCUUAAGCGUGAAUGGAAAGGGUUUUCAAUGAAUGGAAAGGGUUUUCAGUGGUAGAAAUACCCCAAGCUAUAAACUCAUUUAAAGGUGGAACUUAAGAAACAAAGACAGAAAGGGAAAACACAAAGUUCAUUUUGGACAGAGUGUGGUAUAUUCCACUAAAGCAAUAGGCUCUGGGGAAAAAAGGGGAAGGAAGGGAGAGGCAGAUGCUUAGUUGUGGUACAUGAU
This is a messenger RNA of Erinaceus europaeus (western European hedgehog), 4704 nucleotides long. RefSeq names its product coiled-coil domain containing 146 (gene CCDC146). The record is from RefSeq and is a predicted model, not a curated record. The coding region runs from base 317 to 3319 and encodes 1000 amino acids. The transcript is spliced from 19 exons. Gene Ontology annotation, cellular component: membrane; cytoskeleton. Lineage: Eukaryota; Metazoa; Chordata; Mammalia; Eulipotyphla; Erinaceidae.